CCCUUCCCUUCCCUCUCGCCGCCGCCAAGAUGGCGGCGCCCGUGUCGCUGCAGGUGGAGUUCGGGGGUGGUGCAGAACUCUUGUUCGAUGGUGUAAAAAAGCAUCAGGUGACUUUGCCUUCUCAGCCAGAGCCUUGGGAUAUCAGAAACCUGCUAAAGUGGAUCAAACAGAAUCUGCUGAAAGAGCGGCCGGAAUUAUUUAUGCAAGGGGAAUCUGUGAGGCCAGGAAUUUUGGUGCUCAUCAACGACGCAGACUGGGAGCUAAUGGGUGAGCUGGAUUAUAAACUCCAAGACCAGGAUAAUGUGCUUUUCAUCUCGACGUUACAUGGUGGGUGAACUCCUGGAAAAAGACAAGGACGUGAAUCCAACCCCUUGGGCAAACAAACACCUAAACCCACCCAAACCUCUCUCGAACUGUCUGUGCCUGAUCCCUGCAUCAUCCCACCACCUCCACUUGUUAACAGACAUCCAAAUAAAGCCCCGUCAGCACACAGCCUGCUGCGUACUGCUACGGCAUCCAUCUUUUGGUCCUCAUUUCACCUCUCCUGACCACACUUCCAGGUACCUUUACGAGCAGAGAGCACCUGCUGCACGUGCAACAGUGUGUUUCCGUAACAGGAGGGAGAGGUGUGCUGGGUGUUGCAUAGGAUGGUGUAUCUUUGUAGGCAUCCUGGGGCAGUUGUACCUGUCUUGAGGCAAGGCAAAGUGCCUCUGCUUUAGUGCCAGGAGCUGGGAUUCCUUUUGCAAAACAUUUAGUGUCAUGUAGGCUAUUACAGCAGCUACAGAGAUGCCUGGAGAAGGACAAGAUGUGAAGUGCAAGGAAACAGGAGGUGACUUUACUAGCUCUUCUGUGAGCUGGUGGAGGUUACAGCUGCAGGGCCCUCUGUACUGGCUCUCCACUUGUCUUACUGUUUAUCUGUGGGAAGUAGGCAAAUAAGCAUUUUUAGUUCUAUUUGACACCUUAUGCCUCCUGCAUACCUGAGCUGCGGCAGGGUGAAGUACCAGUCCACAAACGUCAAUUUACAACCAUUUGGUUGGAGGGUAAACAAACCCAUGCCUGCUCUAAGACAGCACGGAGAGAUAAGGGCAGCAAAUUAUCUUUCUGUCAACGUGAGGGACAGAAUUGAUCAGCCUUCGUUUCAUUCUGUGCAGGCGUGGAGCAGCAGGGAGCUGUGCUGCUCCCGGAGGGAUGUGGAGCUGGAGGGCGGGUUCACGCCAGCCCUGCUGCUGGGUGGCACCGUGACAGGGCUGCGUGCUCUGCAUGGCCACUCCUGCUGCCAGGCUGGGCAGAGCAGAAGGCCGAGGCCUGAGCACGGGGGAGGCGGGAGGGAAGGCUUCUCUCCUGUGAGUGCAAUGGGGUAUGGUGGCCAGGAUGCCAUACAGAGAGCGCAGGGAAGGGAUCAGAGAGGAUGGUGUCGGCACCAUGGGCCUGCACAGUGCUGCUGUGUUUCCUCCUCGCCCCUUCCUGCUCUCUCUCAGCCCCAUUCACCCAUAUUUCCACGUGGCUCUGGGAACAUACAUGCAGUGGUUCCCAGCUGCAGCAUUGCUGCCGGGGCUAAGGGCUCAGUGGGGCCAUGAGCUGCUCCCUGUGCCCCUCAGAGCUCACCUGCACCGCUGUUGCCUGUCCUCCACCUCCCUGAGCUGCCAAGGAGGGCAGUGAGCAGUGCGGGGCUGCAGCGCCUGCUUGGGCAGCCCGACCCCAUUACUGCUCAUCACUCUGUGCUGGGGGGGAAGUGCCAAAGAAUAAUUCCCUGUCUGACCUCUGUGCUGACUCCUCCAUCACAUUUACCCCCCUAUAACUGCACAGCUCCCGGCACCCGUGGGCUGCAGUGCUGAGAAACCUCAACUUCAGAGCGCCACUACUGAGACUGAAUCAAUACUCAGCCUUUUCCAAACCCAGGCACUGCAGCUCGAGUCCGGCUUGUGGCGUUUGUGAAUGGCACGGACAGACCACAGGCUCUUCUCUGCCCUGAGCUCAGUGCCAGAGGCGUUGUUGGAUGAGGGGAAUGGAAGGGGGAUUCCAAGUGAUGCGGGGAGCUGGCUGAAAAACAGCCGACCUGCUCAAAACGGCCUCAAACCCGGCUGGGGAAGGAGGUUCGUCCUCAGCGCUGCCGCCCGCUCUGCCUCUGUGCUGCAUUUCUGCUUUAGGCUGAGCUUUUCUGUUCUGAUCCCCCCAGCUGACAGACUGAGCUCCUUCCUGGGCAGCGUUAUCCCCUGGCAGCGCAGGUACAGCACGGCGGCUCAGCCUCUGCCGUAGUAAAAGCUGCCAAUCACUGCUGGGGAUGUGGAGGUGAGGGAAGCCGGGCAAAGGGAGGGGAAAAGAGGGGUACGGCAAAACCCUGUAACAAAGUUUCUGAAAUAAAACCCUUCUAAAACA
Messenger RNA from Gallus gallus (chicken), 2376 nucleotides. It is a transcript of the gene URM1, whose product is annotated as ubiquitin related modifier 1. Gene Ontology annotation, cellular component: cytoplasm; nucleus. The record is from RefSeq and is marked validated. Gene Ontology annotation, biological process: tRNA thio-modification; protein urmylation. NCBI's taxonomy places the organism in Eukaryota, Metazoa, Chordata, Aves, Galliformes, Phasianidae. The transcript is spliced from 5 exons. Gene Ontology annotation, molecular function: protein tag activity. Bases 30 to 335 code for a protein of 101 amino acids.